This is a messenger RNA of Amoebophrya sp. A25, 2723 nucleotides long. Lineage: Eukaryota; Dinophyceae; Syndiniales; Amoebophryaceae. The record is from the annotation of a GenBank genome assembly.
CAAGCUUCUAAAACAAAAAAUGUUAGCCGUGUGCUGGUGUUAGUAGUUGUAGCUUGUAAAUCGUAGCCACUUCCUUGUCAGAAGAAUGUAAAUCGUAGACCAGCACCUAGCCACCGCAUCAAUAGAGAUGGUUCUCUAAGAAAGAUGGACUUCAUGUCGUCAAAUCGACGUUGCAGAUUGACCGUCUUUUUCUUCAGCUUGACGACGAUUUACUAUGGCGUGACAAGCACCCUAGCCUGUGAUUUCCACCACGAUCCAGCUCAGUUAGCGAGUUUCGAUCCUGACGACAAUGCUAAAUUCUGGUCUAAGCUAGAAAAAGCAGAACAAGACUGUGAAGACGACAUAGAGAAGAAAAGGGAAGACCAGUGUGCUCGCACAGGGGAGCAGGUAGAAGAACAAGUUCAGCAAGUGUUUCAGAACAACAAUAGUACAUCAACAAAUCGGAACCUGAAGUGCUCGUCGGCGACCAGUGAUCCGAAUUUCGCCUUCAUGGAAACCAUGGCCUGGAGUAGGUUUGGGUUUCGGGCAGGCCGAAUGCCCCCAGCCUUCUCGGAUGCGACGAAAAUGAGAGGGGCUACUGGUACCUCGAUUAGCAGGUAGAUUUUAAUUUCUACCUUUCUUCAGAUAUUUCUCAUUGUCUCUCUCGACUUUGACUUUCAGUUUUAGACAAAAUCCGUUUCGUUAUCUAUCAGAGACGAAUUCCAACAUAACAAUUUAUCUCAAAAGGUUCAUACGUCUCCCAAGAGCAAGGAGAAGGGGCUGGGGCACGAGUCCGCAGGAGUAUAGGCCGUCCAGAGUUGAAGAAUAUGGAUCCGUUUCUGAUGUUGGAUGAGUUUAAAGUUGGUCUGCCAGCGGGGUUCCCAGAUCAUCCGCAUAGAGGUAUCAAUGACUAAUAUGUUUUCAACCAUCGAAAUUCUGUCGAUGAAAAACGUCUACUUCCGUUUCUAUCAUUUUUUUGAUGUCUCAGUCUCUUAAUUUUUUGAAUUUCUUACUUGAUCUUAUCCCAUCAAUCUGAUCUUCCUCAAUUAAAAGGCUACUAUUAUCACUUCUCAAUCUGAUCUCCAGGUAUGGAAACAGUGAGCUACAUUGAUCUUCCUCUCCAGGUAUGGAAACAGUGACCUACAUUGAUCUUCCUCUCCAGGUAUGGAAACAGUGAGCUACAUGUUUCCCAAUACUCCUGGAAACAUCCUCUCCAGGUAUGGAAACAGUGACCUACAUGUUUCCCAAUACUCCCGGAAACAUGACGCAUGAAGAUUCUAAAGGGAAUGCUGGGACGCUAGGUCCAUCGGAUUUGCAGUGGAUGACGGCUGCGAAAGGUAUUAUGCACAGUGAAGUUCCGGAAACGAGGAAAGAAGCACAUGGAUUGCAUUAUGGGAGAGAAACUUAUUAUAAGUCUCUUCCUUUUUGCUCCUAGAAGACUGUACUGAAAAAUAGUUACAAGCGCAAGUGAGGUUAUAAGUAGUCAAGAAUAUGCCACAGAUAGCUGCGGUCCCUGCUAGUGUACUAUGCGCGGGUAGUGACUUAGAGAUCCACAAGAACAUCUGGACUAGCCUUCUCUAAUCAGCAAUGUGGAUCAACCUUCCACGUUCCGAAAAAAUGGCUGAGCCUGAAUAUCAAGAAAUCCCAGCUAAGGAUCUGGCGAGAGCUGAAGCGGCUGAUGACAGCGGCAAGACGAUUCAAGUUGCUAUCGCAGCUGGCGAGAGUCUGGGUGUCACGAGUCAAGUUCGCACAAGAACGCCAUGCUAUCUGUUAUGGCAAAUAUUGCAUUGAAAAGGGAGGGGUCUAACAGAAGCUUGCAGCACAGGCAUAAUAUUGGAAGUAAUAAUAGAUGUCUAACUACAUCAGAAGGUGUAAUAGAACAAGUAUUAAACGGUUUGUGAUGUUUAUUUCCACAUCAGGGAUGAACUACAGAAGUAGCUUAUAUGAUAAGAUGUUCUUGUUGAAGAAAAAACUCCUCAUCGUUUCGUGAUCCUCACUUCGCACAUGCUGAAGAUGAAUCCACCUCUAGGUCGACGCGCUAGUUGUUGAUUUUUACAGGUAGAAUUUCACCCAGGUACUUCAUACCUCGUCUUCUUCUAACCUUCAUCCACGUCAAAAUGGGAGAUAAAGGCUCGACUUUUCGCCAAGCUUUGCCAGUCAAUUUCACGGCAUUCCUCUAUACCCUAGAAGGUUGCGAAAUCACAGUACGAGGUGACGGUAGCAAAGUGCAAGAUCGUUCAGUGUUGGGACAUACGACAGUCACGUUGCAGAGCAAUGUACAAGGACAGGGAGUGAAAGAAGGCGUCGAAGUCGUGGCUGAGAAAAAGGAUAGCGAAUUUUAUGGAUGAAAGGUUGAAUGAAUGAAUGAUGGAUGACCUCGUCAUACUCAUAGAAGAUCGAUGAAUCCCAAGAGUCGUCUUAUAGCCUAGUGAAGGAUAGCACUUUUUGAUGCUACAAAGUGACAAUGAGGGUAUUACUUAUAUACUUGACCCCAAUUGGAAUAGGCUACUAGGUUAUUUCAACCCACCAGAACUAAGAUUGCAUAUUCCUCAGUGUCACACUUUCAUACCCUCGUCCUCGUUGCCGCGCAGCCGAUUGGCGAGCCCAUCGUGCAGUACGGUCCGUUCGUGAUGACGUCGCAAGCCGAAAUCCAGGACGCCUUUAGGGACUACCAAACCGGACGCAACGGCUUCGAAGGAGCUCAGCAGUGGGAGAGUCAGAAUAGAAGGAGAAUGGGGAGGUGA